AUGGCAGCGAGCUACCCCUACGGACAGGGCUAUCCUGGACCUGCCAGACAAGCUCCAGGGGCUCCCCAAGGCAGCUACCCUGGGGGCCAGUAUGGAGGAGGAAUGCCUCCCGGUGGCCCCUAUGGUGGGUCAGCCCCUGGAGGUCCAUACGGCCCACCAUCUGGCGGAGGGCCUUAUGGCCACCCUUCUUCUGGGGCUCCUCCCGGUGGCAUGUAUGGAGGAGGAUCUGCACCAGGAGGGCCCUACGGCCAGCCCUCUACAAAUCCAUACGGUGCUCCACAGCCUGGAGCCUAUGGGGCAGGAGGUCCUGGAGGUAACGUCCCUCCAGGGGUAGAUCCAGAAGCCUUUGCCUGGUUCCAGAGCGUAGACACCGACCACAGCGGUUACAUUUCAAACAAGGAACUCCGGCAGGCCCUUGUCAACUCCAACUGGUCGGCCUUCAAUGAUGAAACUUGCCUGAUGAUGAUGAACAUGUUUGAUAAGACGAAGUCUGGACGGAUGGACCUUUACGGGUUUUCAGCCCUGUGGCGCUUCAUCCAGCAGUGGCGGAAUCUAUUCCAGCAGUACGACCGCGACCAGUCGGGGUGCAUUAAUAGCAAUGAGUUGCAUCAAGCUCUCUCCCAGAUGGGAUACAACCUGAGCCCCCAGUUCUCCCAGCUGUUGGUGUCUCGGUACUCUCAGAGAGGCCCCAAACCCGGCAUCCAGCUGGACCGCUUCAUCCAGGUGUGCACGCUGCUGCAGUCGAUGACCGAAGCCUUCCGGGAGAAGGACACCGCCAUGACCGGCAACGCCCGGCUCAACUACGAAGACUUCCUCACCAUGUCAGCCACUCGCAUGCUGUGAGGCAGCCUUUCCUUUUGAGGGACCAUGGCUUUCCUGCUGGGAGACGAUUGGCAUUUCCACCAAAGACUUGGGAAGGAGAGCCACUGUGAAGAAACAGUUGGCCACCUUGUCUAGGGGAGGUUGUGUUAUGAAGAGGAAAAAAAAGAUGAAUUUUCCCUUCUCUGCUUUUUACUUGUGUGAUGCCGAAUCUACUCACACUUGGGUUCUUUGAGAUGCUUAUGUGGUUGGUUGGAUUUGAUCCCCUGGAAGCAGCUGCCCCAGCCAGCCCCUGACAGCAAAUCACACAACACUGAGCCAGAAUUUGAGUGCCAUGAAUUUCUACUCUUUCCUCCUUGAAAAAUAGCCACAUUUUGGAUGGUUCUCUGGCUGGGGAGAUAAUUCCAGGCAGUUGCAUCAUGACUUCUGCUCCUGAGCUGGCUUUUCGGAGACCUCCGUCUUAAAUUGCUAAAAGUAAUCCUUGGACACCAGUUCCAAAUGCCAUGACAUAGAGAAAUUCCUGAGUUAUGAUUUCUUGGGCUCUAGGGGCCCUUUCACCUGACUUCUUUUUUGGUGGGGGUAUCCUGGUGAACAUUCUCCCUUGCCUAAAACAUUUUUGCAGUGCUAAAGUACACCUUCCCUUGACAUCCACAAAAAUAUAUAUAUUUUAAGUUGCCAACAUUUUUCUUUUUUAGAUUAGAGGGG
Messenger RNA from Pogona vitticeps (central bearded dragon), 1524 nucleotides. RefSeq names its product penta-EF-hand domain containing 1 (gene PEF1). Gene Ontology annotation, molecular function: calcium ion binding. Gene Ontology annotation, biological process: COPII vesicle coat assembly. Lineage: Eukaryota; Metazoa; Chordata; Lepidosauria; Squamata; Agamidae. The record is from RefSeq and is a predicted model, not a curated record.